GUGCAGUAUGAUGUUGAUUCGGCAGAUCAAGGGGCUGUUGUGCAGAGUGCGUUGAGGAGAGUGGAUAGAGCGGAUGGGGGCAUGGCGAGGAAGAGGUGGGAGAGGAAAGAUGGGAAGUUUAGCGUAAAGGCUGUGGGUGGUAUCAAAAGGGUGUCGACUGCGAAGCCAAGAGCUAUUCAAAGCAAAUCACCACCCCCGAACCAUGCUCAACAUUUCACUCAGGGUCAGAUACGCACUUCGAAUACCUCUCGUCUCCCAUACGAUGGCGCUCUAAGCGGUUCAGGCGAAUCGACUAAAGAUGAUAUGGGCUGCAUUGUUCCCCUAGACUCUACCAUAUACGUGUCAAUAUUUGAUCCUCUCGGCGAAGCAGCUUUCAAGCCAAGCCCUACGAAACCAAUUCCUACAUGGAUGCAAUGGCUUCCAAACCAGCGAGGACGUAGCCAAAAUGGGCCUCAACCUCACUCCGUUCUUGACGAAUACUUCCCUCCUGGUUCUAUGUCUAGAUCUCAAACCGUCUGCCCGACAGACUCCACGCCAGUUCCACCCUUCAUACGUCAUCCUACGCCUCCAGGGGGAGAACUCGGUAGCUUUGCCGAUACCACCAUCAAUCCCCUAAAGGGGCCUUCUUUUAUCGUCGACGAACCCCUUAUGCGGCCCUCCUCGCGAAUCGCACAGUCGUUGGCAACUAGCCCUAAAACCGCAAUACAAGAGCCAUCUAUCUCACCCAUCCCAGGAGAAUCACUACCCCCUCGUAUUCGUUCGCCAUAUUCACCCCGUCGCCCCUCUCCUCUUACCAUACAUGAAGAGAAACCCGACGAUAACAACAAUAGCAACAGGAAGGAAAUAUCAUGGAAAGCGCGUCUACACCGACGUCCUUCGUCGCCGCUUGCCGAGCAGGUUACAGCUCAUCUCCAUCGAUACGUGAAUCGGACACGAACACCACCAGCCCAGUCCAAGGAAUUCCUCAACAUAUACGGUUCCAAGCAGAUAUUGAAUCCAGGCCCAAGCACCGCGGUACCUGGUCGAAAGUUGGGCAGAGUGGUAGGAGACGGGAGGCCAGUCCGAGACGCACUGAGUCGGGAUCGUACGCCGUCGCCUCUGGGCGGAGCAAUUGUUGCGAGUACUCCAGGUAUGGAAGGCACGGGACAGACUGUUGUCGGGACUGGAGAGGUGGUGGAUCUAAGGACCGUGAGGAAGAGGUCGAGCUUGCAGAGUGAGAUCAAGAAGCUCUUGAGUGGAAGGGCACGGGAGUGAUAGCAUGAUUAUUAUGAAGAGAGUUAGCAGUAUUUGAAAGUGUAUAGGUAGAAGGCAAGGUUUAGAAUGGGUAUUGUUAGAUUGUAAUGAAUUAUGAGUUGAACAAACAGGUGAGUUAUUCUUAGGCGAUUGGAUGUCUUUAGUUGGUUGGCGAUGUUUGAUUUUCUCCUUAUUCGUACGACAUCCAGUACUCCGGUGCCUCCUAUACUGAACAAACCCAGCCAAAAACACGGAAUAGACACCCACUUGGUAUAGCAUAAACCCCAAUUCAACAACUACCUAUGAUGAAGCAG
Molecule: messenger RNA, 1547 nt
Organism: Hypoxylon trugodes
Lineage: Eukaryota; Fungi; Ascomycota; Sordariomycetes; Xylariales; Hypoxylaceae
Exons: 2
Coding region: 82-1254 (390 amino acids)
Source: RefSeq, a predicted model, not a curated record